This is a messenger RNA of Mesoplodon densirostris (Blainville's beaked whale), 1993 nucleotides long. It is a transcript of the gene TBC1D19, whose product is annotated as TBC1 domain family member 19. The transcript has 19 exons. Lineage: Eukaryota; Metazoa; Chordata; Mammalia; Artiodactyla; Ziphiidae. The record is from RefSeq and is a predicted model, not a curated record. Bases 374 to 1861 code for a protein of 495 amino acids.
GAAGACCUGAUGGAAUUGGAGGCCCAGGGAAAGGACAAAGUGAGACAAGAGGAAGAAGAAAUAACUGAAAAGCCGAAGAGAUUCAUGACAUAGGAAACGGCAAGAGGAUUUUCUUUACUUGAGGAGGCACUGUUAGUUUUUGAGGCACAGGACCCGAACGUAGAAUGGUACACGAAGGUUGCAGCAGCCAUUCAGAAUGCAAUCCAGUGCUACCGUGUCAUCUUCGAUGAGAAAAAAAGAGCUACUACCCAGACAUCACUGGAUCGGUUUUUCAAGAGAGUAGAUAGAACUGAAUCCAGCAAGGAACCAGAACCUGUGCCGCCAAUGUCAGGCAUGAGUGAAAUUGCAGCUUACCCUCCAUCUCCUGUUGCUGAUGAUCCUUCGGCUCUACCGUCUCCCACCUCCUCUCCCUCCUCCAGUCAGUAACUCUUCUUGCCUGUUCACUCGAUGCCAGACCCUGUAUGCCAGCUGUUGUACUGUACUACUGUACUUUUCAAGGUUUCCUUUACCCAGUCACCCUGCUGCACCUCCUGAACAUCUUAAAGAACCUUUGGUAUACAUGAGGAAAGCACAGGGAAGUUGGGAAAAAAGAAUUUUGAAGAGUUUAAAUAGUAUGUGCACUGAAUUGAGUAUCCCAUUGGCACAAAAGAGGCCAGUUGGAGAACAGAAAGAACUUCUCAAUAAAUGGAAUGAAAUGGGAACUGAUGAGCCAGAUUUAAGCCUUUUCAGGCCUGUUUAUGCACCUAAGGAUUUUCUCGAGGUUUUAAUUAAUCUUCGCAACCCAAAUUAUGAAAAUGGUGAUUCUCAUAGUUUCAGGACUCAUUUGGGUUUAAUCCAAGUUCCUCUCAAAGUAAAAGACAUCCCUGAAUUGAAAGAAUUCUUUGUGGAACUUGGCUUAACUGCAGGGCAACUUGGUAUAGAUGACUCUACACAAGUGCCUCCUGAGCUUUUUGAAAAUGAGCAUGUACGUAUUGGGCAAAAAGUUCUAUCAGAACAAGAUAGUGCUGCUGCUCAACAGUAUAUCAGACAAGGAAGUCCCACAGCACUGAGAGCUGAAUUAUGGGCUCUCAUUUUGAAUAUUUCCAGCCAACCUGAGGAUAUCUUGUAUUAUGAGCAGCUUAAGACUAAUGUGAUACAACAUGACCUUUUGGUGGACAGUUUAAUUUAUAAAGAUGUGAAAUUGACAGCAAGCAAUGAUGAUUAUUAUUUUGUAUUUGAAGAUUACUUAUAUCAGGUAUUACUUUGUUUCUCCCGAGAUACAUCUGUGUUGGGUCACUUUGCAUACAACAGUGCUUCACCACCGAAAUCAUACAUAAGAGGAAAACUAGGACUAGAAGAAUAUGCCGUCUUUUAUCCACCAAAUGGGGUAAUCCCUUUUCAUGGAUUUUCAAUGUAUGUUGCACCACUUUGUUUUCUGUACCAUGAACCUUCCAAAUUGUAUCAGAUAUUCCGUGAGAUGUAUGUGCGUUUUUUCUUCAGACUUCAUUCCAUCUCUUCUCAUCCUUCUGGUAUUGUGUCACUCUGUCUGCUGUUUGAAACUCUUCUUCAAACUUAUCUCCCCCAACUCUUUUAUCAUCUACGAGAAAUUGGGGCUCAACCACUUCGCAUAUCAUUUAAAUGGAUGGUUCGAGCUUUCUCUGGAUACUUAGCUACAGAUCAACUCUUGCUUUUGUGGGAUAGAAUCCUAGGGUACAACUCUCUAGAAAUUCUUGCUGUCCUGGCAGCUGCUGUGUUUGCUUUCCGAGCAGUGAACCUGAUGGAGGUGACAUCACUGGCUGCAGCUGAAGCAGUUCUUGCUGACCUUUCUACUUUAAAAGUUAUGCCUCUUCUUCAAAUUUUUCUGUUUGCUACUGUCACCUGAUCUUCUUCAAGGUCACUGACAACACAUCUAGUUUUUCAUUAGAAAGUAGUCAUGAACUAUGCAAACUCUGCAUAAAACCAAAAUUAAACUUUGCAUAUAAGCCAAUAAAGAUCAUGUUCCUCCUCAGUUAAA